Molecule: messenger RNA, 1502 nt
Organism: Theobroma cacao (cacao)
Lineage: Eukaryota; Viridiplantae; Streptophyta; Magnoliopsida; Malvales; Malvaceae
Product: tRNA/rRNA methyltransferase (SpoU) family protein
Biological process (GO): tRNA guanine ribose methylation
Molecular function (GO): RNA binding; RNA methyltransferase activity
Source: RefSeq, a predicted model, not a curated record
UUCAUGAGAGAAACCCUUGAAUUAAAAGCUUCCAUCACCUACACACUGCAACUCCUUGGCGCCAAACCCAGUACCGACUGACAUUUUUUUUCUCUGUAAAGACCCCAAAAAAAGUAAUGAGUGCUUCUAAAACCCUCAUCGGUACAUCUUUAUCUACUCUUCAAUCCAAACUUGACUUAAACCUUAAACCCCUCUUCCUUCCUCUCUCUCUUCGCCCCCUCACUUCAGCUCCUUUAUGCAGUAGAAUUUGUUCUCGUAGAAUCCGAACGAGAUCUUUCUCGGCGGUACAGGACACUGCCCCUUUAGAAGAUGAAUCCCCGGAAGAAUUGGCAAAGGACACCGUGGAGCACCUGCUGACUCACCAAGAUGAUGUGUCAAGGUUGAUGAAAAUGGAGAGGAAAUCUGGGAUGGAAGUACCCAGUAAGUGGUUUCCAUACUUGGAUAGGUUUAGGUGUGGGAGUGACUACCUGACCAGCAGGGAGGUGCUGGAGGCGGUGGGACCAUAUUUGAUGGAGGAGAGGAAAGAAAGGUUGAAGAGGGUGGUGAGAAAUAGGAGCUAUUCAGUUUGCUUGGUAGUUGAGGGGUUGUGCGAUUUUGGCAAUGUUUCGGCCACGUUCAGGUCUGCUGAUGCACUUGGGUUGCAGUCAGUUCAUGUGGUGUCAUGUGACAGCUCGAAAAGAUACAGAGACAACCGUCAUGUUAGCAUGGGUGCAGAGAAAUGGUUGGACAUCGAACUCUGGAAGUCUCCCAAAGAGUGCUUUGAAGUUUUAAAAUCACGCGGUUAUCAGAUAGCUACAACACAUGUCGGAAUGGAUGCGGUAUCCAUAUAUGACAUGGACUGGUCAAGGCCAACUGCAAUUGUAGUUGGGAAUGAAAAUAGGGGAAUAAGUGAUGAGGCCCUGGAACUGUCAGAUUUGCAUUGUAGUAUUCCGAUGAAAGGCAUGGUGGACUCUUUCAAUGUUUCAGUGGCUGCAGGCAUAGUCAUGCACCAUGCUGUUUGUGACAGAACAACUCGCCUGGGUUGUCACGGUGAUCUGAAUGAGGAAGAAAGCCAAAUCUUACUUGCGGAAUUUUUGUUGCGUCAUAAUAAUAGCGCAAUUAGCAUAGCUAAUGAGUAUGCUAAGCGGAAGGCCACUAUGGCCGUGCCAGGGCUGUGAUGAAGUAGUCAACAGUUGGAUGUAUGAUUUACCGCUGUAAGAUAAUCAUAAAUUGCAACAUAAAAAUCUGAGAUGUGGCUGCUGAGAGAUGGAAAACAAUUUAUUUCAAGCCACUGAAGAAAAGGACCAAUUGAUCAAGUUGGUAGGUUAAGCGAGAGUUGUUAGAUGUAAUGCAGUGUAGUCAAAGAAUGCAACUUGGUAGUGUGUCACAGUCUAGAUAUGAUUUAUCAUUGUAGCUGCCAUAAGUGUUUUGGUGCAAGGACAUUUGUAGUGGAUUGUUUUCUUAUAGUUUUAAGUAGCUUCAAACAUUCUGCAAUGAAGAAAACUGAAAUAGUAAUUGUUUAA